This is a messenger RNA of Boleophthalmus pectinirostris (great blue-spotted mudskipper), 3559 nucleotides long. It is a transcript of the gene rnpepl1, whose product is annotated as arginyl aminopeptidase like 1. NCBI's taxonomy places the organism in Eukaryota, Metazoa, Chordata, Actinopteri, Gobiiformes, Gobiidae. The transcript is spliced from 12 exons. The record is from RefSeq and is a predicted model, not a curated record. Bases 1124 to 3559 code for a protein of 811 amino acids. Gene Ontology annotation, molecular function: zinc ion binding; metalloaminopeptidase activity. Gene Ontology annotation, biological process: proteolysis.
AAUUGAGCCACUUUGUGACCUCAGAUGAAGCUAAUGCUAAUGUAGCUAGCGGCGGAUAAAGUUUAACACAACACUCCUUAGUUUCAUGUUUACGGGCCGAGGCGCGGAUAAACUUCUGUUUUUAGUGCCUUUUAUUUGUUUUAACUUAAUAUUUUUUCAUAACUCAGGGGUUGUAGACUACAAAGUGCACUUUAUCACGACUAAAAUCAAACCUUUUCUUUGGAAAACCUGAUGUUUUUGCCUAAAGUGUCCUUGAAACUACUUGAAAUGUAAAUGUCAUUUUAUACAUUUGAAUUAAGAGUCAAAUUAUUUAUUCAUAAAAAGCAGUUUGACAAAUAUUUUUUAUACAAUUUACAGAUAAAUACUAUAAAAGAAUAGAGUCUGGGCAGUGGAUUUGGUGCUCAGCAGGUGAAUAUAAAAGAGAUUCUGAUCAUUUAAACAGAGCAGGUUUAAUGCCAAAGGCCCAGAGUGUGUCGUGUGUGUGUGUCCUGUGUGUGUGUGUCCUGUGUGUGUGUGUCCUGUGUGUGUGUGUCCUGUGUGUGUGUCGAGUGUCGUCACAGCUCUGAACUCUGGAAUCAUUUUAUAAACUUUUUUAUUUUUUAUGACUUGAUAAAGAAUUUAAAGUGCACUUUUUAGUUCAAACCGCACCUCUCUGUAACAGAUCUUUUAUUUUUACUUUUAUUUACUCCUGAUAUACUGCGUUCUGCCUUAUGUUUGUGGUGGUUUGGUUCUGGUUUAGUCCUGGUUUAAACUCCGUCUUGUCCCUGGUUCAGACCCAGUUCAGGCCUGGUUUAGAACCGAUCUAGUCUUUGUUUUGUCCCGGUUCAGUCCUGGUUUAUUCCUCAGACAGACUCAGUUCCCUGAUUCAGAUCCACUUCAAACCUCAUUGAGACCCGGUUGAGACCUGGUCUAGUCUCUGUUUAGAUGGUGAUUUAAACCCUGGUUCAGACCCGGUUCAGUCCUGGGUCAGUCCCUGGUUUAGUCUUGGUUUAGUCUUGGUUUAGUCUUGGUUUAGUCCUCAGUCAGAGUCAGUUCAGUCCCAGGUUCAGAUCCGCCUCAAACCUCGUUCAUACCCAGUCUAGUCUCUGUUUAGACCCGGUUGAGACCCGGUUCAGCCUGGAUCAUGUCGUCGUCUCCUCACUCUCGCUCGCUCUGUUGCUGUCGCUCCCUGUCGGCCUCGGGGGGGCGCUGUACUGCUCCCCCUUCAGAGCGCUGCCCCCUGGUGGACGUCGCCUCCGCCUCAAACCACGCCCACUUCCACCUGCGUCACCUGCACCUGGACCUGCAGAUAAACUUUGCGGUGAAGGAGAUGAGCGGCUGGUUGGUUCUGGACUUGUCUCCUCUGCGCUCCGGGGUCCAGACUCUGGUUCUGGACUCUCACCCGUCGGUCCUGGUCCGGUCCGUGGACCUGAAGGACCCGGAGCGAGCCCAGGACCCGCCUCAGUCCCUGGUCUUCACGUCGGAGGGUUUUUCGGAGUUUGGGUCGGCGCUGAAGGUGGUUCUGCCCGAGCUCAGAGCCGGGAGAGAAGUCCAGGUCACGAUCCGGUACAGCACCACGGACGGACCGGCCGUGUGGUGGUUGGACCCGGAGCUCACCUGUGGACAGACUCGCCCCCUGGUGUUCACUCAGGGUCACUGCGUGUGUAAUCGCUCCUUCUUCCCCUGCUUCGACACACCGGCCGUGAAGAGCCCCUACAGCGCCACCAUCAGGGUUCCGGACGGGUUCACGGUUCUCAUGAGCGCGUCUCGGAGUUCGUUCUGUCGAGAGGAGCGAGUGUUCCAGUUCUGGAUGGACGAGCCGGUGCCGUCGUACCUCGUGGCUCUGGUCUGCGGAGAACUUCAACACCACGACCUGGGGCCCCGGAGCAGAGUGUGGGCGGAGCCGUGUCUGUUGUCGUGUGCGGUGCAGAAGCUCGGGGGCAGUGUGGAGCGGUGGCUCAGUGUGGCCGAGCGUCUGUUCGGGCCGUACCUGUGGGGCAGAUGUGACGUGGUCUUCCUCCCUCCCUCCUUUCCGAUCGUCGCCAUGGAGAACCCGUGUCUGACCUUCAUCAUCUCGUCCAUCCUGGAGAGCUCCGAGUUCCUCCUCAUCGACGUGAUCCACGAGAUCGCCCACGGCUGGUUCGGGAACGCCGUCACCAACGCCACGUGGGAGGAGAUGUGGCUGAGCGAAGGACUCGCCACGUACGCCCAGAGACGCAUCACCACCGAGGCCUACGGUGAGGCGUUCACGUGUCUGGAGACGGUGGUUCGUUUGGACGCUCUGCACAGACAACUGCGUCUGCUCGGAGACAACAGCCCCGUGAGCAAACUGCACGUCCCCCUGGAGCCCGGGGUGAACCCGAGCUCCCUGAUGAAUCUGUUCACGUACGAGAAAGGAUUCUGUUUUGUGUCGUAUCUGUGUGAGCUGAGCGGAGACAGAGAACGCUUCGACGCCUUCCUCAGGGAGUACAUUUGUGAGUUUAAGUUUAAGAGCGUCGUGGCUCAGGACCUGAUCGUCUGUUUCCUGCAGCAUUUCCCCGAGCUGCAGAGCGCCCCCUCCAGGACAGGUCUGGAGUUCGAGCGGUGGCUGACGGCGUGCGGCGCUCCUCUCUUUGAGCCGGACCUGUCUGUAGGGGGCGCUCUCACUCAGCCCGUGUACGACCUGCUGCGUCUGUGGAGCGACCCGGCCCGACCCCCCGACCCCCACAGCCUCGCCCCCUUCGACCUCUCCUCCUGGAGCACCUUCCAGAUCGUCCUGUUCCUCGACCGCCUGCUCGACCUCGCCCCCCUCACACACGAGCUGAUGUCCCGCCUCUCGUCGUGUUACUCCGCCCUCUUCGCCGCGCUGAACGCCGAGGUGCAGAUCCGGUGGCUGCAGCUGGUCGUCCGGAGCCUGUUCUACCCCGAGCUGCCCCGAGUCCGAGACUUCCUCCACAAACACACGUCCAGGAUGUACACGGUGCCGCUGUACGAGGACAUGGCGUCCGGCGUCAUGAGGAGCAACGCCGCCGAGUACUUCAGCCAAUCACAGCGCAGACUCCACCCCAACCUGAGGAGGAGCCUGCAGGCGCUGCUCCUGCCCAAUCAGAGCGCGGCGGCGGCGGGCGGCGGGGAGGCCAAUCAGAGCACGGCAGCAGGCGGCGAGGAGGCCAAUCACAACAGCCCGCUCGCCGUCCGUCAAAACUCUGAGGAGACGAAUCAAAAUGGAGGAAGUUUGGUGAUUCAAAAUGGAGGACAGACCAAUCAAAACGUUUGGACACAAAAUGGAGGCCAGGCGAAAGUGAACGGCGCCGCGCCCAAUCAGAAUGCAGAGACUCCAAACAGAACGGCCAAUCACAGAGCGGCAGCGUGUCACUCGCCGGAGGCCAGGACCAAUCAGGGCGCGGCAUUUUUCACACAGACAGACACCGAGCUGUCCAAUCAGAUCGCUGCAAACGCUUCAUCUUCUCAGGGGACCAAUCAGAACGUAGCGCAGACACAGACAGCCAAUCACAGUGCGGCGCCGUCCCAGAUGCCCCGCCCCUCGUCGCCAUUCGUACACUGGAGUCAGAAACAGAGCGUCACCCUCACGGAACUUUAG